AAAACUCAUGUAAUAUCCCGCACCUUCGUGCUAUUCUUCAACUUUAAUUAUAACAUCAAACCAUCUCCUAAGACAAACUAGAAAUCUCUAGCAACAUUCUCGAAUCAUGGUAUCCACUGUCAACCUGUAUAUAAAAAUGUAAACACCACAACCCCUUGUCUCCAACAAGCAAAUUUUGCCAUAAAAGCCUUUAAUCAAACAAUAGCCUUCAAAUAACUCGAGCAAUCACCAUGGAUUUUACCAACUUCGGUUUUGACUCUAGGCUUCUCUCCACUCUUCAAGACAUGCUAGACUUUCCCGACGAUCACGAGAAGCCAACACAGAACAAUCCAACAAGAGCCUAUGUUCGUGACACAAAGGCCAUGGCAGCCACACCAGCAGACGUGAAAGAGUAUCCCAACUCCUAUGUUUUCAUUGUUGACAUGCCGGGCAUCAAAGCAACUGAAAUAAAGGUCCAACUGGAAAAUGACAAUGUUUUAGUGGUGAGCGGAGAGAGGAAGAGGGACAAGGAGAAGGACGAGAAAGAAGGAGUGAAGUACUUGAGAAUGGAGAGAAGAGUUGGUAAGUUUAUGAGGAAGUUUGUUUUGCCUGACAAUGCAAAUAUGGAUGCAAUAUCUGCGGUUUGUAAAGAUGGAGUGCUUCAAGUUACUGUUGAGAAAUUGCCAGCGCCUGAGCCUAAGAGACCAAAGACCAUUCAAGUCAAGCUUGCCUGAAGGGCAAAAAUAUACACGUACAGUUAUGUUUGGUUGACUUUGGAAAAGUUUGAAAUUCUGUUUUUGUGGUGCUUAUAUGAUGUAUUUUGGAUUGGUUUGUGCCGUGUGUAAGACCUUUUGGUCUAUAAACCGUUAAAUCAUCAAUAUAUUUCUUUGAGUUUACUGGAA
Molecule: messenger RNA, 881 nt
Organism: Lycium barbarum (goji berry)
Lineage: Eukaryota; Viridiplantae; Streptophyta; Magnoliopsida; Solanales; Solanaceae
Product: 18.8 kDa class II heat shock protein-like
Exons: 1
Coding region: 231-713 (160 amino acids)
Biological process (GO): response to hydrogen peroxide; response to heat; response to salt stress
Source: RefSeq, a predicted model, not a curated record